CAUUUACCAGAUGCCCCAUGGUGUGGUCACUGCAAGGCUCUGGCCCCUGAGUAUGCCAAAGCCGCCGGGAAGCUGAAGGCGGAAGGCUCCGAGAUCAGGCUGGCCAAGGUGGACGCCACCGAGGAGUCGGACCUGGCCCAGCAGUACGGUGUCCGAGGCUACCCCACCAUCAAGUUCUUCAAGAACGGAGACACUGCCUCCCCCAAAGAAUACACAGCCGGCAGGGAGGCUGAUGACAUCGUGAACUGGCUGAAGAAGCGCACAGGCCCUGCUGCCACCCCGCUGGCCGACGGGGCCGCUGCGGAGUCCUUGGUGGAGUCCAGUGAGGUGGCCGUCAUCGGCUUCUUCAAGGACUCUGAGUCGGACUUUGCCAAGCAGUUCUUGUUGGCGGCGGAGGCUGUUGACGACAUCCCGUUUGGGAUCACGUCCAACAGUGACGUGUUCGCCAAAUACCAGCUGCAGGAGGAUGGCGUUGUGCUCUUGAAGAAGUUUGACGAAGGUCGGAACAACUUUGACGGGGAGCCCACCAAGGAGAGCCUCCUCAACUUCAUCCGGCACAACCAGCUGCCACUGGUCAUCGAGUUCACCGAGCAGACAGCCCCGAAGAUUUUUGGGGGCGAGAUCAAGACUCACAUCCUGCUGUUCCUGCCCAAAAGCGUGGCCGACUAUGACGGCAAGCUGAGCGGCUUCAAGCAGGCAGCAGCGAGCUUCAAGGGCAAGAUCCUGUUCAUCUUCAUCGACAGCGACCACGCUGACAACCAGCGCAUCCUCGAGUUCUUCGGCCUCAAGAAGGAGGAGUGCCCGGCAGUGCGCCUCAUCACCCUGGAGGAGGAGAUGACCAAGUUCAAGCCCGAGUCGGACGCGCUGACUGCCGACAGCAUCAAGGACUUCUGCGACCAGUUCCUGGCGGGCAAGAUCAAGCCCCACCUGAUGAGCCAGGAGCCGCCCGAGGACUGGGACAAGCAGCCAGUCAAGGUCCUGGUCGGGAAGAACUUUGAGGAGGUGGCGUUUGACGAGAAGAAGAACGUCUUUGUGGAGUUCUAUGCCCCCUGGUGCGGUCACUGCAAGCAGCUGGCGCCCAUCUGGGACAAGCUGGGGGAGACGUACAAGGACCAUGACGACAUCAUCAUCGCCAAGAUGGACUCCACGGCCAACGAGGUGGAGGCGGUGAAAGUGCACAGCUUCCCCACGCUCAAGUUCUUCCCCGCCAGCGCCGACAGGACGGACGGGGCUGGGGACGGCGAUGACCUCGAGGACCUUGAGGAGGCGGAGGAGCCGGACUUGGAGGAGGACGAGGACCAGAAAGCCUUGAAGGACGAGUUGUGAGGCUGAGGGGCGAGUGGACCCCAGACGCCCACACCUCGGGUGGUGCUCCGGCACGUUGCCUGUGCGACCCAGGACCUCCUGCAGGGGCAGCGACCGAAGACCCAGGGACUUGUCACGCUUCUCCUCACACACGUCCACCUCCCCACCCCGCGGUCAUCCUGCCGUCCUCCUGUGCCACGUCUGUCGGCGUGCACCGGGACAUGGGGAGCCCGUGGGGCGCCCCGCCUCCAGGAAGCCUGCCUGUGGACAGGGUCGCUGGGCGUUUUCGGUGUCAGGGUCUCUGCGUGGCCAGCCUCCCUGGGGUCCUUCUCCCCCCAGGGCCAGGGACAGCCUGGGCUGGCCUUCUUCACCUCGGGCCAGUAUGGCCCCAACUGAGCUAGGCUUUUUGUUCUUCAGGUUUGAUGGGCACUUGGGGUCUCUGGCCGAGGGUGAGUCCCCCUUGGGCAGGAAGUACUUCUCUGCUCAGGCCCAGGGCAGGCCUGCGUGGGCCCGUCACCCCUCUUUGGCCUGGCCCUGCGAUGCCUGACCCUUUGCUAUGCAUGGUGGCCAGAGGCCGACUGGGACACAAGAAACCUUAGUUCCUGUCUGGCGGGGGGAGCCCCUUUGUGAUGAGUUCUCCAGGCGAUCUUCCCAAUACUGCAAUUGAACACAUCGGCCAAAUAAAGUUGAAAUUCUACCACCUA
Messenger RNA from Echinops telfairi (small Madagascar hedgehog), 2009 nucleotides. It is a transcript of the gene P4HB, whose product is annotated as prolyl 4-hydroxylase subunit beta. The record is from RefSeq and is a predicted model, not a curated record. The annotation marks the transcript as partial. The transcript is spliced from 10 exons. Gene Ontology annotation, molecular function: protein disulfide isomerase activity. Gene Ontology annotation, biological process: protein folding; response to endoplasmic reticulum stress. Lineage: Eukaryota; Metazoa; Chordata; Mammalia; Afrosoricida; Tenrecidae. Gene Ontology annotation, cellular component: external side of plasma membrane; endoplasmic reticulum.